AUGGCAGACUCACAGACCACCGCUGCGCCUGCCGCAAACCCCGCUGAAGUCUCCAAGACUCAGAACUCCGUCGACGCCAACACGACUGAGUCAAAGACUGAGUCUACCCCCUCCAAGUCCGAGGACAAGGCCGCCAAGCCCGACGGCGAGGAGAAGUGGGAAAUCAACGGCAAGUCCGACAGCAAGAACGACCGUCGCAACGAUCGCGAAGACCGCGGUGACCGUCGCAAUGAUCGUCGCGAUGGCGGUCGCGGAGGUCGAGGCGGUCGUGGUGGCCGCGGAGGAGCUCGAGGCGGAUUCCACAACAAGAAGACCAACAACAAGGACACAUUCGAGGACCUCCCAGACUCCGACGACCCGAAUGAGAUCCGCCAACAGGUCGAGUUUUACUUCUCUACCCAAAAUUUGGCCACCGAUGAGCACAUGUUUAAGUCUCUUGAGGGCCCCAAGAAUACCCCCGUUUCUAUUCACCACGUCUGCACUUUCAAGCGCAUGCGUCGCUUCAAGCCAUACAGCGCCGUUGUAGCAGCACUUCGCGAGAGCAAGGACCUCGACGUCGUCGAUGAUGGCGAGUACAGCAAGGCCGGCAGCGAAGCUGUCAAGCGCAAGGAGCCCAUUACCGUUCCCGCCAAGGAGGGUGACGACAAGAACCCGCCUACCACAGAAGACCUGUUCUACCGCCUGAAAAACAACUCCUCCAACAACAUGGACAUGAGCGCCUACGUCAAGGGCUUCGGUAACGAGGAGGAUGCCGGCCAGAUCGCCUUGGAGAAGUUCUUCCGCCCCUACGGCGCAGUCAUGAUCCGCAAGCGUCGCGAGGAUGACGGCGCCUGGAAGGGCAGCGUCUUUGUCGAGUUCGAUUCCGAGGACUCCCGCAAGCAGUUCCUCGAGCUUGACCCCGCCCCCAAGUACAACGGCAACGAGCUCACCGUUAUGGGCAAGAAGGAGUACAUUGAGAUGAAGUGCAAGGAGAAGGGUAUCAAGCCCGACUGGGAGUUGACCGACCAGGAGAAGUACGAGCAGCGCAAGAGGCUCCGCGGCACCAACGGAGACGGCGGCCGUGGCCGAGGUCGUGGUGGAGGCCGUGGUCAGGGCCGCGGUGGACGUGGCAACGACCGUCGCGACAACCGCCGUGACGGCAACCGUAACCGUUCUCGCUCUCCCCGUGGACGUCGCGACCGCAGCGGCUCUGUCGACAGCAACGACUGGAACAAGCGUCGCGAUCGCUUCAGGGACGGCAAAGACGACCGCUCCAGCCGCAAGGAGGAGAAGAAGGAGAUUGAGCGCGACGCCCACGGCGUUCCCGUCAUCAAGGAUUCUAGCAACGACAACGCCUCCAACAAGCGCAAGGCCGACGACGGCGAGCGCACCGAGAGCCCCAAGAAGAACAAGCUUGAGAUCAAGCAGGAUGAGUAG
Messenger RNA from Alternaria ventricosa, 1416 nucleotides. RefSeq lists its product as uncharacterized. Gene Ontology annotation, molecular function: mRNA binding. NCBI's taxonomy places the organism in Eukaryota, Fungi, Ascomycota, Dothideomycetes, Pleosporales, Pleosporaceae. The transcript has 3 exons. The record is from RefSeq and is a predicted model, not a curated record. Bases 1 to 1416 code for a protein of 471 amino acids. Gene Ontology annotation, cellular component: nucleus.